AUAGAAAUCUUUAAGCAGUUUAUUUUCUUGCUUUGCUCAACGUCAUGUCAAAGUUGGAAUAGCGACAAAAAUUCAAUUUAAAAAAUGAUUCUUUAGUCAUUGACACGGUUUAGUUAAUUUGUUGUAUUAAAUAUUAUAUUAUUAUCUUAAUUUGAAUUAUUAAUUUUUAGUUAAUUAUCAUUAAUUUAAGUAUUCAUUUUGUGUUAUUAUGUAUUAUUAAACAAUUAUGCAAAGUUAUUGUUCAUUAGUAGUUUUUAAAUCAUCAUUGUUUUAUUACAACUUAUUCUAAUAGAUAUAUGAAACAUUGACACCCAACUGAAAUAAAUUAUAAGCAAACUGGAGGCGUCCGGGGUUAAAGCUCUGCUUCGUGAGUCAGCUCAUUUGAGUAGAGGAACCUCUAAAAAGACUUCUAGUGUAUAUACGUUAACUGGUGACAAUUGUUAAAUAAUUAGAGCCAUGUUUCCGUGGCCUGAUCAUCAAAUACGUAGACCACGAUUUAAAAAGAAAGAGAAUCAACUAGAACAUAACAAAUGUGAAAUUUUAAAUUCAUGGCAAAAAGAAAUAUGCAAUAGUGAUGAUUUACCAGAAGUAGAACUAAUAAGUUUAUUGGAAGAAACUAUUCCUCAGUAUAAACUUAGAGCUGACACUCUAACACAGUUUACUGGUUACGAAAAUAAAGACUGGUUCAUACCAAGUCCAGCUUUAAAUGAAGACGAAGUUGAUACUUCAAGUCUUUCUAAAGAAUAUAUUCGUGAAACAUUAAACUAUUUUCUUCUAUGCAGCAACCGCGUAAGCCAAAUGACAAAAACCUAUAAUGAUAUCGAGGCAGUAACCCAACUUUUAGCAGAAAAAGAGAAAGAUUUAGAGCUAACAGCUCGUAUAGGUAAAGAACUUUUGGCCGGUAAUCAAACUCUUGAAGCCAGAGUUGGUUUUCUUGAAACUGAAUUAAAAACUGUGAAUGAGAGGUAUACUCAAGCUUCAUACGAAUUGCAGAAAAAAAACGAUCUCAUCAAAAUUCUUAGCAAUGAUGCUGAUGACACAGGCUAUGAAGCCACUGAUGAAACUGUUAAAGGAGAAAAAUAUUAUGGUGUUAGUGCUGAUUAUUUACAAAAGCGUCUCAAAAGCCUUGAAGAUGAAAACCGUUCUUUACGUGGUGAAGCCAGCAGACUCGCCAUGCAAACCGAUGAGGUAGAGGCUAAAGAAGCUCAACUUAUGUCUGAUUUUGCUUCCCAACUUAGUGUAACUCGGUCUGAUUUAUCCGUCAUUAUGGAGCAAGCAGACAAACAUAGAGAAGAAAAUGUAACUCUUCACAACAAUUGCGAGUUCUUACGUACAAAAUUAACAAGUGUUGAAUCAUCAUUAAAAAUUAAAACUGAUGAAAAUGAAGAACUCAUGUCAAUGUUAAUACUAGCACGAGAUACCCAAAAUGAACUCGCAGCUGAAAUAGCUGAAAUAAAAAAGCAAUAUGAAGAAGCAUUAACAAUGCUUCAAGAGUGCCAGGCCGAACUGAAAAAACAUAGAGAUAAAAAUAUACCUUUAGCUAGGUCUGGCCCCUUAUUUACAUCUUUACCACCAUAUUUAAACUCGACUGCACUGAAUAGCCAAGGUCAUAGUUCUUUAGAAAGCUCAUUAUUCUCUGAACUUAGUUUGGACUCUGGUAUAUGUACUGGCAGAAUAUCUGGUGCAAGCAGCUAUAAAAAGUCAAUUGGUAUGAUGAAGCUAACAUCUUCAAUGGAGACUAGUACAAGAAAUUUAUCUAGACAAACUGCUUAUAAUGACCUUACAGAAGAAUCUCCAACACAAAGUGAUUGUGAUGAUUUCUCUGAUACUGAUUCUUUUAUUAUUGAACAGCCAGGUAUACCAGGUGCUCCAGGAUCAGAAGAUUUAGCUAAUGCUUUAAAACGUUUAACUCCAGCUUCGAUUAAAGCACGUCGUGCUGCUCUAGGAUCUGGCUUAAUGUUUGGAGAUCCUUAUGAUUCUGCUGAUACUAGGACUCCAGACUCUUUAAUGUCUACUGGAAGUAUAAGUUUACCUACUUGGAAAGCACCAAAUAAACUACAGUUGGUCAAGCCUAUGCAAGGUUCAUUUACUCUUCAACAAUGGAAUCAGCAAUCUGUACCAUCAUUAAGUUCAAUACUUGAAGAACAACCUCAAGGCAUAAUUAAAAAAUGUGAUUCUACUGCUCCCAUUGCAGGUCUUCCUCAGACUUUCAGACUUGAUGAAAUUGAAGAAGAUGAACUUGUACAUCCUGGGAAGAUGUUCCAAAUGUCUAGUUAUGUUUAUACUAUGACUAAUUCCACUGUCAUGCAUCCAGAUGAUGGUACUAGUGUUACACCUAGUAUUCGAGGAAGUGCAAUGACAACAGCUGUUAAUAGCCGUGUAAACAGUAAAGUACCAACUAGAGAAGGAACUCCUAUGCUAUCUAGAAGAAAUUCAACUGUUACAUUUUCUACUAACUAUGGAUUAGCCGCUAUGUUAAAUGAACGGGGUAUUAAAGCAAUCACACCUUCUGCUUUAGCUACUCCUAUGAUUUCUGCUACAGCUACACCUUGUAAUAGUCCAUAUGGUUCACCUGAACGUUCACGCUCUCCUUCACCUUCAGAUUCUCCAUAUUUUCAUCCAUUUGGAUUACCUGGUUAUUUAAUGCAUAGUGGUGCUAAACUAUUAAGGAAGACUUUAACAGGUACAGAAUCAUCAAAUGAGCAUAGGUCUCGUAAAUCUAAAUCAAUAGUAAGACCUGACAAGAAGGCAUUGGCUGGUAUUCGACUUAUGGAAACCAUAAAACACUAUGUACCAACUGUUGAAACUGAUUUGUCUAGUCGACCAAUAUUUGACAUUGAAGAUGCUGAGCCACCCAAACCAGAAAAUGGUGCAUUACAAAAACGAUUGAAACAGUUAGUUAAUUCUGAAAAAACUGAAGGUCCAAGAUUGCGUAUGGAUUUAGGUACGGUUGGACCACCAGUUCCUUCAACAGACAAUGAAACUAUUCAACCAACACGAGGAACCUUUAUAAGUUCAAUGUUUUUUGCUCGUAAAGGAGGAUUACUUUAAAGAAAAAUAAAAUAUUAUUUUUUAUACAUGGUGCAAUUUUUUUUCUUUUUAGUAAACUUGUUUUUAUUUUGAACAUUUUUAUAGCAAUAUUAAAAACAAAUUUUGUUGACCAAGUUUCUAUUACACUAAACAUUAUUUUUUUGAUUGUUUAAUAAUUGCACUUUUACAUGCAUCACAUUUUCCUAUUUCUUUUCUUUGCUAUUUAUUUUUACAAAUUAAAAAUAGCAUUUCAAACAAAAAGGUAUUUAUAACAUUAAUUUAAUGAAACUAUUGGCUUACAUUUCAAUAAAAAUUAUUAAAAUAUGAUACCCAUUGUAAUAUUAUCUUAAUUUAUAAUAAUACAUGUAUUUAAAAAAUAGUUUGAAAGAAAUCAUGCCAAUUGUAAUAUGUGUGUUACAUCAUUUAGAUGCAUUAUAAUGGUGCUAUAUAAUUUAUUAUUUAUUAAAUAAUAACCAUUGUUGUUAAUUUUUACCUGUUAUAACAUUUGCUCUUUAAAGUGUUAACAAAAAAGAUCAUUUUUUCAAUUCUUAAUCAAUUAUGUUUAGUUAUUUAUCAAUAAUAUUUAUUUUUUUGGAGUAAUAUUAAGCAUUUAACUCAGUUUUUCACCAAAAUAGUAUGUUUUAAUGAAAUAUUUUCAUAUUUAACAAAAUGAUUAAAACUGUUGACUAUUAUUAAAAAGAAAACUCUUGUCAUGUUAAAUAUCAAUUUUAGUGAUAUUUUAAAAUAAUAUUAACAUUUUUUUUUCAUUGUCUAAACAUCAAAAUAUCAUUUAUUCCAAAGUGUUUUAUACAGUAAACAUUGGUUUUAAUUUUAAGUAUUUAUUAUAAAAAUGACUUAUUUAAAUUUACUUUUUUUUAAGUUAAAUUUAUUAAUUAUUAUUUUAUUAGUUAGAACAAGAGUAACUGUAUAGAUAAUAAUUUAGAUGUUUCCAAAACAUGGAUAAUUACACAAAUACAUAAUUAUUCCCAUUUUAUUUUGGAUAAGUUUUAAACUUUAUUAUUUUAUUUAAAAUCAUUUUUAUCUUUAGAUGGUGUUCCUAUUUUGUUUUCAUUAGUUUAUUCAAAAUAUAAAAAACAAUAAAAAUAUCAACCACUUUCUGUAUAUACAUUUACUUUAUUUUUUAAUUUAAUCAUUGCUUUAAUAUGUACUAUAUAUACAAUUGUAGGGUGUAAUUGUCCUUAUUGUUUAAAUUGUUAUAAAAGAAGUUAAAUUUUUCUUAGAAUGAAUGUUAUGAUGCAAGGGAUUCGUGUUUGUAAAAAUAGAAAUUUUAAAGAGACUGAGUUAGUAUUCAACCAAAUUUUGUAUAUUUUUUUUAUUUAGUUAUUUUUAGGUAAGACAUUUGCAUUUUUUUAUUAGCAACAUAAAUUAACUUUGCUAAGAAUAUCUCCAUUAUUUCAAUAAAUAAUGCUAUUUUAUGUACUCAAAUUUUUGGAAUUAUGCUACUAUGUAUAUGUAAUUAAGUCAAUAAAUUAUUCUUGUAUAAUAUCAGAACUAGUUGAAUUUAAAUAAAAAAUUACAUGUUGACUGA
Messenger RNA from Daktulosphaira vitifoliae (grape phylloxera), 4579 nucleotides. It is a transcript of the gene milt, whose product is annotated as trafficking kinesin-binding protein milt. The transcript is spliced from 15 exons. The coding region runs from base 457 to 3051 and encodes 864 amino acids. Lineage: Eukaryota; Metazoa; Arthropoda; Insecta; Hemiptera; Phylloxeridae. The record is from RefSeq and is a predicted model, not a curated record.